AUGGCGGCGGCCAUGUUGACAUCCUCAUUCAAGGAGUGGAUCUUGCAGCAUCCUUCAUCAAUCAGCAUCAUCAGCGAGGAAGAUGGACCGCCUCCAGCGGUUUUGUUCAGAGUACUGCCUGGCUCCGCCUCCCGUGCCUUGCGGCUGGUGGCCGAGAAUUGGCGUGAUGGUCGCGCCCAGGUUUUCAUCAGCGCAGAAUCAGAAGAGGAAGAUGAGGCUUUGGAUGAAUGGCUGGCAAAUAUCAACAACACACUGGCAGACCGGCUUCUGCCCAUGGGUGAGAUUUUGGAUCUUCUCAGCCCAAGUCCUCGAAGGGAGGAGCCUUUGGUGGCACUUUGCCAACGGUGGCAGAUCCCAAGAGAUUUCGGUGAAAGGCUCUUGGAGUCAGUGGUGCCAUCGACGACGGAGGUUGAUGCAGCGCUGAGAGACUCCAGCCUGUCUGACGAGGUGCAAUUUGAGCCUUCUCUUGGCCUGGUUCAAUUGAGAUGGACACAGCAGGGGAGCUCUUGCAUGCAGCUUGGGCUUGAGCUGGAGAUGCCGGUAUUGUUGAGCUUGGCCUUUCCCUUGGACACAUUGGGAAAGGAGGUAUCCUUGAGCAGUGCUCACCUGGUCCGCUUCGACCAAGCCGAUAUAAACAGGCUUGCACCACCUUGCUUUGCUACACGCGAACUCUUACCUCGGCUGCUCAAGGACUUGAGCUUCCGUCAGGGCAAUCUUUCUCAGCUGCUUGAGGUCAUUUGGAAGGCGGUAGCAGAUUUCCUGCUCACUCCAGAAGGGCGAUGUCCAGUUUGCCUUGCCACGCACCAGACAACGGGACUCUGGAGGUGCUCGCCCUGCAGCUCUGAGCUUUGUCGUUUCCAAUUCGAGGAGACCUGCAGCCUGAUAGGACUCUUGAAGGAGGACGCCUCUGUUGUGGCUCUCCACCUGGCCUUGGCCUCUGUGGCAGCAGAGGCAGGUGUUUUGGAGCCCUUUCCACCGCAACUACUUUCCAGCACGGGCACAAGCCGACCUGGACGUGGAAGAGUUGGGACAGCUGCGAGGGCUUCUACAGCGGCUGCCUCUGCAAAGACAAGAGGCCUAUUUGAUUGGCUUUUCCACACGGAGCAGCAGCCCUGCGAUGAGGUCCCUGCAACUGCAACUGACGGCAGCAUCUCUGCCAUGCUCGCUCAGAUGCCUUCUGCAGAGAAAUUGUGCCAGGCCAGUGAGGAGGAGCUUAAGCAUCUCCUUGACCAUGCAGGUCCCAACACCUACCCGGUCCUGCGUUUUUUGCUGGCAAGUUGCCCGCUUGCACUCCACCCUUUGAAGAGGUCAGAGCAGCUUUCCAUGGUGACAGGGCCCGGCGUUCAGCAACUGGCUGUGCUACAGGCGGCGCCAGCCCAAGAAGCGGUCUUUCGCCAGUGGCGAGAAGACUUUGGCUCCAGCUUCGGUAUUCAUGGCAGCCCGCUCCAGAACUGGUAUUCCAUUAUCCGCAAUGGUUUGCAAAUUCUCUCCAACACCGAGCUGAUGAGAAGUGGUGCUCGCUUUGGGACAGGCCUUUAUUUGGCAGACAAAGUCACCACUGCGCAGCACUACUGUGGUGGCUUUGCUGGCAGUCGCUAUGCUGCCAAUGUUGGUGAGGCCCUCCAAAUACUUGCAGUGGUGGAGUACAUCAAUGACCCAAGUGUGCACCAAAGACACAGCGAGGGCAUUACGACUGUGACCGACCCAGCUGCUGUAAUGUUGCGCUUCUUGUUGGUCUACAGCUUGUCAAGCCAGAUCAGUGCGGACAAGCUUGACGCGCUGGAGGUGAAGCAGCGCUGGAAUCUGCUGACUGAGCAGCUGGCAAAAAACACCAGGAGCUUGAUCCCCUUGAUGUUGCAAUGUCAGUCUCAAGCCUUCAAGAAGAAAUGCGUGGAGUUCGCUUCCAAUGAAAGUGCUGCAUUCCAGGAGGAGGAAGAGAAACCCAGUGGAGAAAAACUCGCAGAGUUCCGGUCCUUCCAAAGGCAGUACUUGAUAGUCUACACCAUCAUCAUGGGUGCAGACUGGCUUCAGGGCACAAACAUGUACACUCUCUACCAGAGUUACAACGUGGACAUCAGCGCCUUGUUCAUCACAGGCUUCACAUCCUCCGCCAUCUUCGGAACAAUUGUCGGAAUGUAUGUGGACAUUUGGGGCCGAAAACUUGGAUGCAUCGUCUAUCUCAUCAUUGAGGUUGUCGUGAAUGUCUUUGAACAUUUCAACAACUUCCCCUUGCUGCUGGCCGGCCGAGUCAUGGGUGGAGUGAGUACAUCUCUUCUCUUCUCCGCCUUUGAGACGUGGAUGGUCUCCGAGCACAGAAAGAGGGGCUUCCCUGAAGGUUGGCUUGCAGACACCUUUGGUACAGCUUCUUUUAUUAACGGCCUGUCUGCGAUCAUUGCGACUUGGUGCUCAGCUCGUGGCUGA
Molecule: messenger RNA, 2421 nt
Organism: Cladocopium goreaui
Lineage: Eukaryota; Dinophyceae; Suessiales; Symbiodiniaceae
Source: the annotation of a GenBank genome assembly